Messenger RNA from Telopea speciosissima, 1947 nucleotides. RefSeq lists its product as uncharacterized. The transcript is spliced from 4 exons. Bases 1 to 1947 code for a protein of 648 amino acids. Gene Ontology annotation, biological process: DNA integration. The record is from RefSeq and is a predicted model, not a curated record. Gene Ontology annotation, molecular function: nucleic acid binding. Lineage: Eukaryota; Viridiplantae; Streptophyta; Magnoliopsida; Proteales; Proteaceae.
AUGCAUUAUGAUUCCAUUCCUGAAAAGGAUUCCACUGAAAACUCGGCCCAUAAUGUUACAACCAAUAAACAGCAAGGUGAUAAAAGUGCUAGAUCUUCCAAGGGAAAAGGUAAGGGGCAAAACCGGUUUCUCUAUGAUCAUUGUGAUCGUGAUGGGCAUUCAAAGGAUAGGUGUUGGGUCCUACAUCCCCACCUUCGGCCAAGUAAGGAUAAAAGCCAAGAUGCCAAGGUGGCUGUUCAAACCAAUACCACUGAUUUCCAAUCCAAGCUUGAGACCUUAGCACACCAGUUCCAACAAUUACUUCAGACACAUGGAACGACCUCUUCUGGCACUGCCGGGCCUACCACUGAGUCUGGAAACAUGGUCAAGACAUCUGGUAAUGCUCAUGCUCUUAAUGCUUUCUCUAAAAAUUGUUUCAUUAUUGAUUCUGGUGCUAUUGACCAUAUGUGUGGUUCCCCAUAUAUGCCUUUUAACACUGCCACUAGUACUUCAUAUCCUCCUAUUACUGUGGCUAACGAAGUGCAGGACCACGUCACUAGGAAGAUGAUUGGUGAAGAACAGCUUCAAAAUGGUCUCUACACUGUUGAUCUUCAUAAUGAUGCUUUUGUUGCCAGGAAAAGUGCUGCGGAGACUUCUACAUUGUGGCAUUUGCGCAUGGGUCACCCAGCUGACAAGAUUUUAGCUACUCUUGAUAUUUCUUUGACUCAUGAUUCUAGUACUUGUGAUCCAUGUCAUUUUGCUAAACAACAAAGACUUCCUUUCUCUCAAAGUACCCGUAUAUCUAUUGAGUUAUUUGCUUUAGUACACUCAGAUGUGUUACGCACAGACAACGGGAUUGAAUACACCAAUGGACUGUUCCAAUCUGUGUUAUAUAGCUUGGGUAUUAUUCACCAAACUUCUUGCUUUGGCACCCCACAACAGAAUGGAGUUGCUGAGCGCAAGAAUCGGCACCUGCUUGAAGUAACCAGGGCUUUGUUAUUCUCUGGCCAGUUACCCAAGUCUUAUUGGUCUGAUGCUGUUCUCACAAGUUGCUAUCUCAUUAAUCGCCUUCCUAGUAAGGGGGAGUACAGUGACUAUAAGGAUCUCUCUGUUGAAUUUGAUCCUGCACCAGUUCCCCUUCCCGUUGAUGGUCUUCAACAGCAUGAUGAUUCCGAAAAUGAGAGGAUUGAAAUUAAGAACCAGGGUGUUCAGGGUGUUGAAAAUCAGCCUAAUACAAAGGACAGAGACGUAAUUGAGCCUGAAGCAUCUGUUCCUGUUCCCACUCUUGCUCCUGUGCGCAAGUCAACACGUAUCUCCAAGCCAUCAACUCGGCUUCGAGAUUUUUCUACUUAUUAUGCUGUUCAACAUCCCAUCCAGGAGUGCAUUAGUUAUGACAAAAUUUCUCCUAAGUUCUUGAGUUUUUUGUCAACAAUUGAGAAUCAUAAAGAACCGGCCAGUUUUGAAGAAGCAAGUAAACAACUUGUUUGGGUUAAUGCCAUGAAGGAUGAGCUCCAAGCUCUUAACCGAAAUCAUACCUGGGAAUUGGUUCGUUUACCAACUGGCAAGCACACUGUUGGUUGUCGUUGGAUCUAUAAAAUCAAGUACAACAGUGAUGGAUCGGUUGAGAGAUACAAGGCAUGGCUUGUUGCCAAAGGAUAUACCCAAACCUACGGGGUCGACUACAGAGAAACAUUUGCCCCAGUUGUGAAAAUGAACACUGUUCGUGUACUCAUGUCUGUGGCAGUCAAUUGUGGAUGGUCUCUCUUCCAAAUGGACGUAAAAAAUGCGUUCCUUCACGGAGACCUUGAAGAAGAAGUGUAUAUGGAUCUCCCACCAGGUCAUGCAUUACCGAACCAAGAUGGGAUGGUUUGCAAACUCAAAAAUUCUAUAUACGGACUUAAACAGUCCCCUCGUGCGUGGUACGAUAAACUUAGCGCUGCUCUCAUCAGAUUUGACUUCCGAAGAUGA